CAUGCAAGAUCCCAGUACUCUGUCCAUCCACAAUCCUUAAUUUUCUCGACCACAACACUACACUACUACCUUCACCACACCAUGGCCAGGGCUACCACCCAUUUACACUUGGUCAUCUUCUCCUUCACCUUUCUCUUUGCCUUUGAGCUCAUCAUAGUCUCAGCUCACGGACUCGAGGAGGCAGCAAUGCUGGAGCAACAUGAGCAAUGGAUGGCUCGUCAUGGACGCAUUUACAAGGACUCAACUGAAAAGGCUACUCGAUUUAAGAUAUUCAAGAAGAAUGUCGAAUAUAUAGAUGCCUUUAAUGUUGAAGCUAAUAAAAAAUAUAACUUAAGUGUUAAUAAGUUUGCAGAUAUGACAGAUGAGGAGUUUAUUGCUUCUUAUACUGGUUAUAAGGCGACAACAAAAGAGGUAAUGCUAAGUUCUUUCAGUUAUGCCAAUGUAAAUGAUGUUCCAUCUACCAUAGAUUGGCGGGAGAAGGGAGCAGUGACUGAUGUUAAAAAUCAAAUGAAAUGCGGGUGCUGCUGGGCAUUUUCAGCGGUGGCAGCCCUGGAAGGCAUCAACCAAAUGAAAACCGGCCAACUAGUAUCGCUUUCUGAGCAAGAGCUCGUCGACUGUGACUACCAGAACCAUGGCUGCGAGGGCGGCUCCAUGGAGACCGCCUUCCAAUUUAUCACCCAAAACAAUGGCCUCGCCACAGAAGCCGACUACCCUUAUCAGGGAGGAGCAGGCACCUGCGACGGAGAGAAAAGGGCAAGCCCCGUCGCCGCAAUAACCAGUUACGAACAAGUGCCGAUGAACGACGAGGCGGCACUGCUGCAGGCGGUGGCCAACCAGCCGGUUUCUGUCGCUGUCAGCGCUGGCCAGUGGUCGGACUUAAGGUUCUACAACGGAGGCGUUUUCACGGGCCCAUGCACCACGAAUCUUGACCAUGCCGUCACGGCAAUCGGAUACGGAACUUCCGAGGACGGGACUAAGUUCUGGCUGAUUAAGAAUUCCUGGGGAACAGAGUGGGGCGAGAAUGGAUACCUGAGGAUUCAGAGAGAUGUUGACGAGAAGGAAGGCCUCUGUGGCAUUGCCAUGAAACCAUCUUACCCAGUAAUAAUGUGAAAACUUCAAGAUUGCAGCAUUUUAAUUAAAUCAGUGUCCAGUGUCGAUUGUUGGGAUUUGGACGGAAAGCAAACGGUAUAACAUAAUAUAUUAAAUGUAAUAAAUAAUCUUUUCCUCCUGUCCAAUUGUAGUUGGCAUUAUCAAAUACAUAAACUAGCUAUAGCUUGUGUGAUGAUAGGCGUGCGAAAAUAAUAUAAA
Diospyros lotus (date-plum) is the source of this 1308-nucleotide messenger RNA. RefSeq names its product senescence-specific cysteine protease SAG12-like. Gene Ontology annotation, cellular component: lysosome. The record is from RefSeq and is a predicted model, not a curated record. Bases 82 to 1110 code for a protein of 342 amino acids. Lineage: Eukaryota; Viridiplantae; Streptophyta; Magnoliopsida; Ericales; Ebenaceae. The transcript is spliced from 2 exons. Gene Ontology annotation, molecular function: cysteine-type endopeptidase activity.